ACGUGAUCCCGGAACACGGCCUUCAGUGGCAUCCUCGUUAUUUACUAAUCUUUUCGUGGCCAAAUUCCUAACCUCCCCGUAUUUAGUUCACCUUCCCCAACCCACCUUGUCAUUUAACUACUCCCACUUGAUCACAAAAAAAACCGCCAAAUCCCGGUUCGCUUUCGUACACACUUUUUGCUUAUAGAGACAAUUCUUCUACUCUUUCUUAUCAAGAGCAGUUACCAUCUGUUAAGCUUUCCCGGCUUUGUUGCAGUAGUACUGUUGAGGGAGCUUCGGAAAAUGACGUUGGGAACGAGAAUGCCGACGUGGAAGGAGAGAGAGAAUAAUAAGAGAAGAGAGAGGAGACGAAGAGCGAUCGCCGCCAAGAUCUACGCCGGACUCAGAAUGUACGGAAAUUACAAGCUCCCUAAGCACUGCGACAAUAAUGAAGUCCUUAAAGCUCUCUGCAACGAGGCCGGUUGGACAGUUGAAGAAGACGGCACCACUUACAGAAAGGGCUGCAAACCUGUCGAACGUAUGGACAUUAUGGGAGGGUCUGCGUCAGCAAGUCCGUGCUCAUCAUAUCACCCAAGUCCAUGUGCGUCUUAUAAUCCAAGUCCUGGAUCAUCUUCUUUCCCUAGUCCUGUUUCAUCCCAUUACACUGCCAACACUAAUGGUAAUGUUGAUGCCCAUUCCCUCAUCCCAUGGCUUAAAAACCUCUCAUCUGGCUCAUCAUCAGCCUCAUCCAAGCACCCUCACCAUCUUUUCAUUCACAGUGGUUCCAUAAGUGCUCCAGUCACCCCUCCAUUAAGCUCCCCAACUGCCCGAACUCCGCGCACCAAAAAUGACUGGGAUGACCCGGCUGUUGGUCCGUCCUGGGCAGGUAAGAAUUAUCCGUUCCUGCCCUUAUCUAUGCCAUCAUCUACCCCACCAAGUCCUGGCCGUCAGAUCAUGCCUGAUUCAGGAUGGCUAGCUGGCAUUGAAAUUCCCCAAAGUGAACCAUCAUCACCCACAUUUAGCCUUGUGUCGCGGAACCCAUUUGGCUUUAGAGAUGAGCCUAUGUCAGGUAACGGAUCACUAAUGUGGACUCCUGGGCAAAGCGGGACAUGCUCUCCUGCUGUUCCUGCAGGUGUUGACCAGACAGCAGAUGUUCCAAUGCCAGAAAGUUUGGCAGGUGAGUUUGCAUUUGGAAGUCACACAACAUGGUUAGUGAAACCCUGGGAAGGAGAAAGGAUCCAUGAGGAAUGUGUAUCUGAGGAUCUUGAGCUUACACUUGGAAACUCUAGGACCAGGUAGGAGAGGACUGAUAGAAAGGGUGAGAAUUCAAUUAUCCUUGGAUCUCUUGAUUUGGCUUCUUUCUUUCCUUUAUGCCUUUGUGUCAAUGACUUUAUUGUGCAUGCUUCAGUUGGUAGGGAGCUGAGAUAGAAGUACAGUGAGUAGAAGUACCGGUUCCUUUAUUUUUUCUUUAGUUUUUAUUUAUUUCUUUUUUCAACAGAAGAGAGAACUGAUAAUAAAUUAUAAAUAGUUCGUGGUGGUGGUGGUGACUUCGCCUCUUCAGUUCAAUUUAUUCUUCCUUUUUUUUUUUUUUUUUUUUUUUUUGGGAAGAGAAGUUCCCAUUGCGACUUUGAUAUGUGUCUGGUGUGAUUAUUUGCCAUUGAAAAGGAACCUUGAAUUUCUGAUCAACUGAUUGGUUCUAAUCAUAUUCUUGUAUCUUUCUUUA
This is a messenger RNA of Hevea brasiliensis (rubber tree), 1702 nucleotides long. RefSeq names its product BES1/BZR1 homolog protein 4. The transcript has 3 exons. Bases 283 to 1278 code for a protein of 331 amino acids. Lineage: Eukaryota; Viridiplantae; Streptophyta; Magnoliopsida; Malpighiales; Euphorbiaceae. The record is from RefSeq and is a predicted model, not a curated record. Gene Ontology annotation, biological process: brassinosteroid mediated signaling pathway; DNA-templated transcription. Gene Ontology annotation, molecular function: DNA-binding transcription factor activity.